AUGGCCCCAAGCAACCCAACAACCGCACCCCUCCUCUCCCUCCUUCCCUCAUACAACCUCACAACCCUCCCGCCACGCCUGACAGCCCUCGCCGCCUCCCUCCUCACCCAGUCCCGCCAGCGUGCCCCACAACUCAAGCCCGAAGAGGAGAUUGCGCGUCCGUACGCCUGUGCCGAAAUCGCGGUCGAUCGGUUGCGGGAGGCGCUGCGGCUGCCGCCGAAGAAGACUGGGAAGGCUAGAGGAGGAGGGGGGCCGCCAUGCAAGCCGGCUGUGUACAGAAAGUUACUUGGGUUUUUGGAAGGUGUGCUCGAGCGGGAGGUCGUCACGCCGAAAAGCACGAGCAAGCGCAAGCGGGCUGUGAUUGUUGUGGAGCCGAGCGCAAAUGGCGAGGGUGAUAAUGACGAAGGCGAAGAGGUCGCAACACCAAGCAAGCGUGCGAAAACGAGCACUACAGCAGCAACCGCCACGCCCACCAAAGUCCGCACACCUAUCUCUAAACCCACACUCAGUGCCAGCAAACCUACCUCGUCGUUCAGCGGCCGCAUCUCAACUUAUAAGCCCACGAUACCGCACGCCGAAGCACCAGCCCAUAUAAUGCCCACAAUCCGUAAACUCACGAAACACUACAAUACCUCCCCUAUGGCGCCACACAUCUACACUGGCGUAUGCGUUCUCCUCCGCCUUGCCAAUAUCUGGCCUCCCUCCCCCAACACCGAAGACGUCCUACGCGAAGACUUCCACGCCUCAACCACAGCGCUCGUCGUGGCGCUAUACCUCCUAGUCCUGACACGAAUGCAAAAGGGCCAGUUGAAGACCAAGACGUUCAAUGCUGUAGAGUAUGAUUUCGGACUGGAUCAGAAGGCUAAUCGUGAGGGCUGGGCCAAGGGACAGGACUGGUGGGAUAGUGUGCCUGAAGCCACGUUGAACGUUGGUGUGAAUGGAAUGGGUGGUGCGGAUGGUGACGACAUCGAGAUGGAGGCGGACGAUGAGGAAGAUCUUGUGAUGCUGAGCGACAACGAAGCAGAAGUAGAGGAGGUCGCGGCAGUGGGAGUCACGAAACGAAAAAUAGAGGUCGGUCUGGAGGUGGAAGAUCCGGAAGACGUGCUCUUGCCUGGCCUGGGGACAAUGAUGCAAGACGCUUUGGAUUGGAACAGCGAGGACAGGAAACGUGCUUUUGAGAGUUGGAAGAAGGGCAUAAUGAAGCGUCUGGAAAACAUGGGCUCGAAUGCUGCCGCCAACCGGGCGUCGGCAGGUAAGAAGAAGGCAACACCGAGUAGAAGGGCGAACGCAGUUGUUGCACACUGA
Messenger RNA from Cyphellophora attinorum, 1305 nucleotides. RefSeq lists its product as uncharacterized. Gene Ontology annotation, biological process: DNA replication. Gene Ontology annotation, cellular component: nuclear origin of replication recognition complex. Gene Ontology annotation, molecular function: DNA binding. Bases 1 to 1305 code for a protein of 434 amino acids. The transcript is spliced from 2 exons. The record is from RefSeq and is a predicted model, not a curated record. Lineage: Eukaryota; Fungi; Ascomycota; Eurotiomycetes; Chaetothyriales; Cyphellophoraceae.